Messenger RNA from Ostreococcus lucimarinus CCE9901, 1176 nucleotides. RefSeq lists its product with no specific name. The transcript has 2 exons. The annotation marks the transcript as partial. The record is from RefSeq and is a predicted model, not a curated record. Lineage: Eukaryota; Viridiplantae; Chlorophyta; Mamiellophyceae; Mamiellales; Bathycoccaceae.
ACGUGCGCGGGAAGCGCGAUGGAAACGGCGCGGCGAGGGUUCGCGGCGGCGUACGCGACGCGGGCGGGGAUAAGUUUGGCGGCGCACGUCGUCAGGACGCUCAGGCGCGGGUCGGCGAGGAAGUGCUUGGAUUUGGGUCACCUGGUGGGGGAGGAGACGUUGAGGUAUCGGGAAGACGCGGCGCGGUUCGGAUUGUUCGCGGGCGGGUUCGCGGGGACGUACUCGGCGACGCGGUGUUGGCUGUGUUACCGGUCGGCGAGGGAGCCGUUCACGCCCGAGUCCGCGGCGUCCAUCGCGGGCGGCGUCGCGGGGCUGUCCAUAUUCUUCCUCAAACCGAAGUAUCGUCGCGCGUUUUCGCUGUAUCUUCUCGCCAAGCUCGCGCAGGCGAGCUGGGCGAGCGCGCAGAAGGAGCAUCCUUGGAUGAAGGAGCGAGGUCCGGCGGCGUGGAGGCACACGAAUUUCGCGCUCUUCACGCUUUCGUCCGCGCAAAUCAUGUACGCGUACGUCAUGCGACCCGAUACGCUCGAUCCAGGGUUUUGGAACUUUAUCGUGAACGCCGGGCCGAUCGACAAGCAGACGCUCGGCGCCGUGCGCGAGAGCGUGCGAAGCGGCGCGAGCGCCGCCGUGGUGGGGUGCGACCACACGCACGGAAGCACGGGCGCGCUGUGGUGCUCAUCCCACGUCGCUGCGUCAUCGUUUUCCACUUUCAAAAAGUGUUUUCCGUUUUACUUUUCGAUUCAUUACGUGCCAUACGUGGUUCUUAAUUUAAGCAAAGCGGUGCAGAAGCCGCUGUCGACGCUGUAUCGCGCGACCAAGGCGACGGUGCGCUCGUCCACGAUGAUUUCCACGUACGUUGGUUUAUAUAUGAGCACGGUGUGUUUGCAUCGAAACUCCGGUCUCCGCGAUCACCGCGCGCUGUACUAUCUCGCCGGGGUCGUCGCCAGCGGCGCGUUGUUGGUCGAAGACGAAGGCAGGCGCACCGACUUGACUCUUUGGAUUGUACCGCGCGCCGUUGAUUCCCUCGUAUUAGUCUUGGUGCGCAAAGGCAUACUUCCGCACGUCGCGAAUUUCGAAAGUUAUUUAUUCGCUCUCGUGAUGAGCGGCGUGAUGAACCUUUACGAGAGAGAACCGGACGUGUUGGAGCGCAAUUUAACGCGCUUCAUCGCUCGCUUCGUC